Molecule: messenger RNA, 402 nt
Organism: Bipolaris sorokiniana ND90Pr
Lineage: Eukaryota; Fungi; Ascomycota; Dothideomycetes; Pleosporales; Pleosporaceae
Exons: 2
Coding region: 1-402 (133 amino acids)
Source: RefSeq, a predicted model, not a curated record
AUGCAAGAGACGAUAAAGAGGAACUGGAAGCGCAUGAACGAGAAGACGUACCUAGAAGACCUAAAAGCGACUCUGCCGCCACUACGCAGGCCAACGACUAAACUAGCACUCGAUAACUACGUCCGCGACGUGACUACUGCUAUUAAGAUAGUAGUAGAGAAGGCGACUCCAGAUAGAGUAGAAGAGGCAGCGCAGUCGCCAGAGAAGCUGUGGAAGCUCGCAACCUGGGCUAAGACAAGAGGUAGUGUGGCUUCUAGGGUCACACCUGCCAUACGACACCCAACGAUAGAACACGAAGUUAUAGAGCCAGCUGAUAAAGUAACUCUGUUCCGAGAUGUCUUCUUCCCCGCCCUACUAGCAGCAGACCUGACAGACAUACAGGACGCUGAGUACAGCAGCUAG